Messenger RNA from Leguminivora glycinivorella, 2165 nucleotides. RefSeq names its product glutamate dehydrogenase, mitochondrial-like. Gene Ontology annotation, molecular function: L-glutamate dehydrogenase (NAD+) activity. The record is from RefSeq and is a predicted model, not a curated record. Gene Ontology annotation, biological process: L-glutamate catabolic process. Gene Ontology annotation, cellular component: mitochondrion. Bases 414 to 2006 code for a protein of 530 amino acids. The transcript is spliced from 11 exons. NCBI's taxonomy places the organism in Eukaryota, Metazoa, Arthropoda, Insecta, Lepidoptera, Tortricidae.
ACAGAUGGCAAAUUUGGAUAGAUGCGUAACAUAAACCUUGCAUCAGCCUUGCAUUUAACCGGUCUGACUCUUAACACACUUCGCACUAACUCUUAUCGCACUUCGCAGUAGGCUGUAAACCAAAGACAUAAAUAUACUCGAUCCUCUUUGUUGUAAACUAACGGCCUUGAUGCAACAAUGUCAUAAUGAAAACUUCUUUGUAGAGAAAUAGGCAAAGAUAAUAGAAUUUCAUAUUUUAGGAUAAUCUAGGUGACUCAGAAAUUGACGUAGGUGUCUUACCAUUAUGACAUUAAGGUCUAUUUUACUAUCGGUCAAUCUUAUUUAUAAGAGCUAUGGAAUGUCAUUUAUUGACAGUUAAGUAAAACUGUCAGCAUUUUUUUGUAAACACGGUUUUCUUAUAAAUAAUCAGAAUCAUGUUAUUUCGACACAUUUUACGCAACAAAUUAUACACAAGUCCAAUGGUGUUGAGUAAGAGGAACUACGAAAUCCCCCCUGAUCUGUUAGAAGUGGGCCAGGCCAAAGACCCUAGCUUCUAUAGGAUGGUGGAGUAUUUCUACCACUACGCCGUGAAGGUUGUCGAACCGGCUCUAAACGAGUACCUAAAGAAACACCCACAACUUUCUGAGAAGAAACGAAAGCAACGAGUGGCCGGUAUUUUAAAGGUGAUGGGUUCGUGCAACAGCUCACUCCAAUUCGAGUUUCCACUGCAACGCAAAAAUGGAGACUACGAGAUCGUAAAGGCUUAUCGCUCGCAGCACAGUGUCCACCGCUUGCCUUGCAAAGGAGGGAUCCGAUUCUCGGAUGAGGUUAAUUUAGAAGAGGUGAAAGCCCUGGCAGCGCUAAUGACAUAUAAAUGCGCAUGUUCCAGUAUACCAUUUGGAGGAGCAAAAGGAGGAGUGAGUAUCAAUCCGAAGUGUUAUUCGAUAGCCGAGUUGCAGAGGAUUACCCGACGAUACACAUUGGAGUUGGCCAAGAAGAACUACAUAGGCGCUGGUGUGGAUGUUCCCGCUCCUGAUGUUAACACAUCCGGGAGAGAGAUGUCCUGGAUCGUUGAUACUUAUGUCAAAACGUUGGGCUACAGAGAUAUAAACGCGGCCGCCUGCGUGACGGGCAAGCCGAUCAAUGGCGGCGGCAUCCACGGGCGCGUCGAGGCGACGGGCCGUGGCGUGUUCAUGACCAUCAGCCACUUCAUACACGACGAGGCUUGGAUGCAGCUCAUUGGCAUUCCGCCUGGGUUCAAGGAUAAAACUGCGAUUAUACAAGGCUUCGGAAAUGUGGGAAGCUACGCAGCGGUAUACCUCCACGAGCAAGGGGUCAAGAUCAUAGGGGUUGUGGAGGUCGACUGCAAUCUGACGAAGCCUGAGGGUAUAGAUCCUAUGGAGCUGAUAAAAUAUAAGAAGAGCAACCGGGGCAGCGCGAAAGGCUUCCCUGGCGCGCAGAAAGGGGACGAAGACCUGCUGUACCAAAAGUGCGACAUUCUCGUACUAGCCGCGUUAGAGAAGACCAUUACUCAGGAAAACGCCGCCAAGCUGCAAUGCCGGUUGAUCGGCGAAGGUGCGAACGGACCGACUACGCCGGCUGCCGACGUAAUACUUCGCGAGAAGAAAGUACUCGUGCUGCCCGACCUCUUAGCCAACGCUGGAGGCGUCACAGUCUCCUACUUUGAAUUCCUCAAGAACAUCAACCACGUCAGCUACGGGAAGCUCAGCAUCAAAUUCUGGAAGGACUCCAAUACGGCGCUUUUAGAUUCCGUUGAGCAAUCGCUGAAGAAAGCUGACAUCAAGGCAACGAUCGAGCCAACGCCGAUGUUCCAGGCCAUGAUAUGCGGUGCCAACGAGGAGUUGCUCGUCAACUCGGGACUCGAGUACUCGAUGACGAAGGCCUGCAAUAAUGUGAUGCGCGCGGCAAAACAGUACGACCUCGGUUUGGAUGUGCGCACGGCGGCCUACGUCACUGCCAUCGAGCGGAUCUUCCUGACAUACGACGAGCAAGGCCUCACCAUUUAACUCAGCUCAUUACCGGUCAUUACAUAUUACUAAUAAACAGGGCUGGUAACUUUCAUGCCGAUGACAUCAAUUUGACGUCACGCUGCAUAUAAGAUAAUUUAAAUAGUUUUAUUGUAAUAAUUAAUCAUUAUUCAUUAAUCAAUUUAAUCAUGUCCAAUG